AGCAAGGCAUUACGGCGUGGCCGGCGCUCGCCCCACCUUUAUUACCUCUGACUAGUGCGACGGCGGCCGAGGACUGACGCGACAAGAACCAAAUAAUUGUUUCUGCUUCUGGCUUUCUGCGUGUGUACAACAAUAACAACAACAUCCAUGACCUAGACUCACUCCGCAAUGAUCUAAUCAUGCGCUUGAAACUCUCAGUUCAGCGUCACGGUCUGCCGUCUGUAGACCUGCUUUGGAAUAUCUCUGACCAUCCGGCCCAGGGCUUACAGACAAUCUCGAAUCUCCUCGAGGAUAUUGACGAAGCUAUACCCCUGGAAGCUCCAGAAUGGGGUCUCGAGGACUAUGUGGUAGAGGUCGAUGGUUUCGAGUGCCUCCACUACUCACGGCUUGCCCAGAUACUCAAGGACGGUGACCAUGUCUGUGUGAGACCUCUUCAGACACCCGAGCUUCGCGUACGUCGAGUCUCUGGUCGUGUCCAGGUAUCGUCUGCCGGUGUACAUCUACUAGACGGUGUACCUUUUGGCAAGACCGGGCUCAGAAGGCCAGCCAGACCUGCGGUCAAUAUUCCUCCUCGCAAGCGAGCACGUCUCUUGCCACCUGCGGACGGCGACAUUGACCUUAGCCCGAGCCCCGAGCCUACAUCCCUCUCUAGAAUCACGAAUGGAAAUAACGCCGAAGACGACGAAGACGACGAAGAGGAGGAUGAGGAUUUCGUCCCAUACGAGCACGACCGGGAAGAAAACGUAGCCGGAGAGGUUCAAUCUGCAAGGCCUGCCAACGCGCGUGUCAGUAGAAGAGUAAGGUUCAAUACAGCCGCAGCAGUGAACGAAUCGACUCUGCUUCCCUCAGAUGACGACGAAUCAGACGACAACUUUGAGGACGGGUCAAGUAGCUCGGAGAAUGAAAGUGACCUAGAGGAGAGUGAAGGAGAAGCUAUCGCGGAAACUCGCUUGACCAGGUCCAAGGGGCAAGCGAUGCCAGAUAGCGAUGCCGACAACGAGUCAGAUCCCGAUACAGAUUCUAGCUCCGACAGUUCGGCUUUGGACGCGGACUCAGACUCGAACUCAGAUUCGGAUUCGGAUUCAGAUUCGGAUUCGGAUUCAAGUUCUGAUUCAGACUCAGACGCCACCCCAGCAGAAGGUGUCAAUGCAAAAGAUAACACCGGAAGAUACAGUGUGCCCAGUCCUUCAGAUUCAGAUGCUACGUCAGAUCCUGGGCCAGAAGUCGAAUCAACUCGCCCAAAGCAGCGUGUAUCCCUGCCAUAUGAAGGCUCGUCAGACACGAAGACAAGAAACCAGCGUAGACGCGCCCUGAGGACUCUCAACAGACUCAAAGAGCUUGGCGAGCUUGACCCCGAUGCCUCAUUAGCUGACCUUCGCGCACAUCUGGAUUCAGGAAACUCUGCACCCGACGACGAGCAGACACCGAUGGCCUCGCCGAAGGGGAAAGGCAAGAAUGGAACCCCUGGAGUUGCUCUUACAGCGCACUCACUCUCAAAAGAAGAGCUGGAACAACGAGAAGUUUUACUCCGUGAUCUGGCCACUGGUGGGGUAGACAUUGCAGCAGUUACUCUCUUACCCGAGAAUUCUAAGAAGAGAAAGUCUCGGCGCUCAAGAGAUGGCACCGAUACAGAGACUCCCAAUAAGCGCGCACGUACAGGCGCUACUCGAUCGAAGGGCACAUCGAAUGACUCGCCACGUUUCUGCAUUCCUACGACAAAUUCUGAAGAGGAUGCUAUCACAACUAGAACACAGUCGCCGAACAAUGGCAAGGGGAGGCUGCCCGUCGUAGAUGAUAGCAAAGUCGAAGACGUAAAUGCCUGGAAAUUCAAACUCAACCUUAACGCUGUUGAAUGCUGUAAAGACGGAAUCGUGCUCAGUACCCCUCUCUUUCCGUUUGUUCAGCGCUGGGACCCGCAACAGCAGUAUGAUCCUCAGCGUAACAGUCGUAAUGCCAACAACGAGCGUAGAAAGAAGAAGCGCCAGCGAAAUAAUACCAACUACUACAACGACUUCAAUACUAAUGCUGAUUUCGGGAAUGUGUUCUCUCAAGCAGUAGAUGAACCGGAAUCAAAUGUAGUGCUCGAUUACGACGAAGCCCCAGACACCGCCAAGCCAGCCGGAAAGCACGUAGUCUUCGCCGACGACCUUCCUAUACUGCCGCUGUGCGUCGAAGACCUCCCAGUGUUGGCGCAGAAAGACGUUCGUGAAGGUGCUAUCGUAGUAUUCAAACAGCUGGACAUGUCACACGAAACCAAUUGGCAGCCCCUGAUUACUGCUUUUCGCACCGCCAAGAUCGACCGUGUCAAAGACAGCGGCGAGAUCGAGAUGACGCUUGCCAAGCGCGAUCGCUCACAGCGUGAGAUCGCAUACGAUGAGGAGGGGAACCGCAUCUAUGGCAAGUUCGAAAUGCAUGACGAGGACGACGACGAUGUAGAUGAUGGGUACCGCUGUCUUUCAUUUGCGGAGCUGCUCGAAGCUAGGCUACUGGAAGCGGGACCAGUGCAAGAGGAGAAUGAGCUGCAAUCACCUCAGGAGGCUAAUUUGUCGACUGUGAGUUGGAACGGUAUCGCAGAUUCGCCGCCGGAGGAAAACGCGGAGACGGCAGCUGUUCCCACCAGCGGCACUCUGGUUGAGACUGAUGCUUGAGACAUGCAUGUAUCUGGACUCUUGUAGGUAUUUGGGAUGUUAUACCCUUGUUAUGACAGGGCUCAAGGAGAGCGUGGAUAGGCCUUACGAAGUCUAACUGAACGGACUGGUUGUAAUAGCGUCGGAGAUAAUUAUGCAAGUAUUUGCACGGAAAUGGAAUAAAGACACUAGUCAUUAAGUCAUAUAAAACCCCUCUUGGCUGACAUGUAAAGUCCACUGACGCAAGCUUUUUAGCCUUGGCCCUUGAUUGUAGAACCCGUCCACUCGUGAUUGCUUCUCCCUCAAU
Messenger RNA from Pseudovirgaria hyperparasitica, 2934 nucleotides. RefSeq lists its product as uncharacterized. The transcript is spliced from 2 exons. NCBI's taxonomy places the organism in Eukaryota, Fungi, Ascomycota, Dothideomycetes, Acrospermales, Acrospermaceae. Bases 180 to 2648 code for a protein of 822 amino acids. The record is from RefSeq and is a predicted model, not a curated record.